Messenger RNA from Hemibagrus wyckioides, 2902 nucleotides. RefSeq names its product cytoplasmic dynein 1 intermediate chain 1 (gene dync1i1a). Bases 275 to 2161 code for a protein of 628 amino acids. Gene Ontology annotation, molecular function: dynein heavy chain binding; dynein light chain binding. The record is from RefSeq and is a predicted model, not a curated record. The transcript is spliced from 17 exons. Gene Ontology annotation, biological process: transport along microtubule. Gene Ontology annotation, cellular component: cytoplasmic dynein complex. NCBI's taxonomy places the organism in Eukaryota, Metazoa, Chordata, Actinopteri, Siluriformes, Bagridae.
AGCUGCUAUUAGUGGAGAGAGGUGGUGCUGCUUCUUCCUGCCGUCUGAAACACAGAAACGGCCAAAGAUGCUGAUGUGAAAAAUAUGCCUGAGUUUAAACGCUAAUUAUGGUUGGUUAUCAUGUAGCCUUUAGGCAUUUGUAACAAAUUAUUACCAGCUCCAGGAUGUUUUAAGGCGAUCGCUAUAACGGAUGCAAGAUUGUAUACAGUAAGAUCAGUAAGCAGUGAUACAGCAUCUUCAGAGAGGACAGCAUCUAUCCGGCCAUCAGACCAAAAUGGCUGACAAGAGUGACCUAAAAGCUGAGCUGGAGCGCAAGAAGCAGCGUCUAGCUCAAAUCAGGGAGGAGAAAAAAAGAAAAGAAGAAGAGAAAAAGAAAAAAGAGUCAGAAAUACAACAGAAGGCAGAAGCUGCUCCUGAGGACUCUGAUUUGGACCGUAAGCGCAGAGAGACUGAGGCACUGCUCCAAAGUAUUGGAAUUUCACCUGAGCCACCGUUGGUCCCAACACAAAUGUCUCCGUCAAAAUCCAUGAGCACUCCGAGUGAGACAGGAAGUCAGGACUCAGUGGAAGGUGGCACCGUUGGAAGGACCCUGCAGUGGGACACUGACCCCUCUGUUCUCCAGCUGCAGGCUGAUUCUGAGCUCGGACGCAGGAUGCACAGACUGGGGGCAUCCAAGAUAACCCAGGUGGAUUUCUUACCCAAAGAGGUGGUUUCCUACUCUAAAGAGACACAGACUCCUCUAGCAGCACAUCAGUCAGAAGAGGAUGAAGAAGAGGAUGAAGAUAAUACGGAACCUAAAGCAGGCCUGGAGUCAGACCAGAAGGAGGAUGAGGAGAGCAAGGAUACAAAAGAAGGCCACCCGCGGGAGCUGACGGAGGAGGAGAAGCAGCAGGUCCUGCACUCUGAGGAGUUUGUGAUCUUCUUUGACCGCAGUAUUCGUGUGAUGGAGCGAGCUCUUGCUGAAGAUUCCAACAUCUUUUUUGAUUACAGUGGCCGAGACCUCGAGGAUAAAGAAGGAGACCUGCAGGGAGGGUCAAUUCUGUCCUUUAAUCGUCUGUUCUAUGAUGAGCACUGGUCUAAGCACCGGGUUAUCACCUGUCUGGACUGGUCCCCUCAGUACCCAGAGCUGCUGGUGGCCUCUUAUAACAACAACGAGGAUGCUCCUCAUGAGCCAGAUGGUGUGGCUUUAGUGUGGAAUAUGAAAUUCAAAAAGACCACGCCUGAGUACAUCUACCACUGCCAGUCUCCCGUGGUGUCUGUGGGCUUUGCCCGUUUCCAUCCUAAUCUCCUGGUGGGUGGCACAUACUCGGGGCAAAUCGUCCUUUGGGACAACCGCAGCCACCGGAGAACCCCAGUCCAGAGAACACCACUCUCUGCAGCUGCACAUACUCAUCCAGUGUACUGUGUGAAUGUGGUGGGAACCCAGAAUGCCAACAACUUGAUCACAGUGUCCACAGAUGGCCGGAUGUGCUCCUGGAGCCUGGAUAUGCUCUCCCAGCCACAGGAGAGCAUGGAACUGGUCUAUAAUAAGUCAAAACCAGUAGCAGUGACUGGAAUGGCCUUCCCUGCCGGAGAUGUCAAUAACUUUGUGGUGGGAAGUGAAGAGGGGACUGUGUACACAGCUUCCAGACAUGGCAGUAAAGCUGGUAUCUGUGAGAUGUUUGAGGGCCAUCAGGGACCAGUGACUGGCAUCAGCUGUCACAGUGCUGUGGGCCCAGUCGACUUCUCCCACCUGUUCGUCACCUCGUCUUUUGACUGGACUGUCAAACUCUGGAGCACAAAGCACAACAAGCCGCUGUACUCCUUUGAGGACAAUGCUGACUAUGUGUACGAUGUCAUGUGGUCUCCAGUGCAUCCCGCGCUCUUCGCUGCAGUGGACGGAAUGGGCCGUCUCGAUCUGUGGAACCUAAACAAUGACACUGAGGUGCCCACAGCUAGCGUGACCAUCGAGGGUGCUCCUGCACUGAACAGGGUGCGUUGGGCUUCAGGAGGCAAGGAGGUGGCUGUAGGAGACUCAGAGGGCCGGCUCUGGAUCUACGAUGUUGGAGAGCUGGCAUCGGCACACAGCGAGGACUGGACUCGCUUCGCCCGCACGCUGGUGGAGAUCCGCGCCAACCGAGCUGACGGUGAGGAGGAAGGCCCUGUGGAAUUGGCAUCGUAGAAAAGAGCAGCUUCAGAGCUUCAGCGCAUCACACUGAUACUGUCCCACAUCCACCUUCAGCCCAGCGCCAGUCCAUCAGCUGCUGUUCACCUUGGCCCGGUUCAUCAGUUUUAUCAUAGAAAACAUAGAUCAGCAUCACCUUGCUUUGUAAUUUAAUUGUGCAAAUAUCUACUGUUUGCAUUCACUUUGCCAUUGUUUAAUUAUUCAUAGGCCUCAUUCAGUGUCUGUUUCACACCAGUUCAAGGCCAGGCAUGGCCAUCUGAUGACUGAUGUGAAGUCGAAUAGUUCCUAUGCUGCUACAAUGGUUCUUAGUGAAGGCCAAAGAGGUUCCUUUGCACCCUGUGAUAUUUGCAAUGCUUCUGUUGUGUGUUGUAUGUGUGUGUAAUUUUUUGUAUUUAUCUUCUGCAUGAACUACAGUAAUGGAGUGUGUCUUAAGCAAUUGUCUGAGCUAAAGUAAUUUAUAAUUCCUAAACAGGUAAUAUGUACGAGAUUUUUGUCAGGUGAUAACUGUGAUAGUUAAUUCACAUUCUCUCUCUCUCUCUCUCUCUCUCUCUGUCUCUCACUCUCUCUCUCUCUCUCGCUCUCUCUCUCUCUCUCUCUCUCGCUCUCUCUCUUCCACACCCACCUUUUGCUGAUGGAAAACUCAGAGCCUAAUUCAAAGUGUGGGAUAUAUGCUCAAUGAUUACAGGCAAUGUCAUGCCUCAAUGACAUAAAAUAAAAUAAAGUGAUACAUGCUUUCAA